UUGCAAACCAGAGCAAAAAUGGGUCAGAACAAGAAUGCUAUCACAAGACAAAGAUAACUGGUGGAAGUCCCACCAUCACGCCUAUCUAUAUGAGUUGUGGAGAUCCAACAAAUCUGACCCGUUCAACCGCAUCUAUCCAACGGUCUACGUCGCUCCGGUGUUUAAACUUGAACAUGUUUAGCACCCUCCACUAACAAAUAUCAUGCCUAAUGUCAAUAGCAGCAUUAACCAAGUUAUUAUAUCCUACCUAAUAUUAACAUAUAAUUUAUAUAUUGCCUUUUAUUAAUGUGCAAUACAAUUAAUAGCUUGUCUAAUAUUAACGUCCAUUACACGUACACAAUUACUAGUUACAGAAGGCCAUCCAACUACCAAAGUGUUGAACCGGUAUGGCCCAGCCCAUACAAGUUAUCUCUUAGGGCCUAGGCCCAAGUAGUGAGACUAACCUAAAAGGAGGCUCCCAGCCAUCUCCCGUUCCUGAGACAGCCGCCACACACAAAACACUUGUGCUGGAGGUACUCCUCUCUCCCUCCCGUACUCCUCUCUCCCCCCGUUCCUACAUGGUAUCAGAGGCCAGCGAAGGCGGGGCCUGAGAAGACGACGGCGACGUCCGGCGAGGUGGCGGCAGAUCUGGGCGGCGUCCGGCAAGGCAGCGGCGGAUCUGGGAGGCGCGGCGUGGCUGCGCAGGAGGUGUGGCUCGUUGGAGAGGAAGGAGAGGUGGAGCUGCUGUGCUGCGCGGCAGAGGAAGAAGGAGAGGUGGAGCUGCUGUGCUGCGCGGCAGGAGGAGGAAGCUGAGGAGCGGCUUGGUCUCCAACGGGCUGUGGUGCUGCGGGAGGAGAAGAGGAGAAGGGUAGUGGAGAAGGGCAGCUCCUUGUUGUGCUGCUGUGUGUGCGUGUGUCUGCAGGGGACCGGGAGCUGGAGAACUGCUGCGGGGGUUGGCUGCUGUUGGAGGCCAAGAUCCUCUGGAACUGCUGCUGUUUGCAGAGGAAGGAGGAAGAGAACUGCUGCUGUUUGCAGAGGAAGGAGGAAGAGAAGUGCUGCUGUUUGCAGAGGAAGAAGGGAGAGAACUGCUGCUGGAGGAAGAGGCUGUGGUUGCUGCUUGCACUUGGAGCUGCUGAGUUGCUGGGUGCUGCUGCUAGCCAGGGGGCGUAAAGGGACCAACCGUGCAGCUGUAGGGCUGUGCUGCUGAGGGCUGCUGCUGCUGUUUACCGGAUCGGAGAUGACUGAACCAAAUGCGCUUGCUGAGGCUUUCGAGAAGCUCGCUAAGAUCCUCGCGGAGUCCAACUCCAACUCUGGGGCCAUCGUUCCUCGACAGGAAGUGGCUCAGAAGCUCGAAAUGUCACCCCUGGACAUGAAGCUAGAGGGGGCCACAAAUUAUUUGAGCUGGUCCAGAAGGGCAUUGCUGGCUGUGGAACAGAAGGAACUUGAUGGGCACUUAUUGGGUGCGGUUGAUGAACCCGGAGACAAGACUACCGCGGAGGGAAAGCGGUGGAAGGUCAUAAACUCUGUGCUUGUUGGCUGGUUGUUGAACUCAGUGGUGCCCUCCAUUGGUGGCUCUGUGGAGGGACUAUCCACGUCCGCCGAGAUAUGGAAGACUCUAUCCACCCAAUACUCAGGCAAGGGUAAUUUCAUGCUAAUUGCUCAGAUUGAGGGGAAGAUCAGUCGGCUGCGCCAAGGCGAUGACAUGUCAGUGAUGGCAUAUGUAGCAGAGCUGCGGGCUUUGUGGGCAGAGCAGGAUAACUGUGAUCCUCUGGAACUCUAUGAUGCGGCGUGCAUCGAGUCAGGGCGCAAGUGGAUUGCACGCAGGCGCGUGCUGAAACUGUUGGAAGGCCUCAGAGGUUGCUUUCAUGGCAGGGGGGCUUCCCUGUUGCACCAACCUCUCUUACCAACUAUUGAGGAGACUAUUGCAACAAUGUCUCAAGAGGAGGUGAGGCUAUCUCUUGCGCAUGCAAACGUGAAGUUUGUGCCGGCUUCGACAUUUGCAGUCACUGAGCGCAUGGAGUGGGGAGAUCCCAAUAGAUGUCAUAUUUGUGGGGAGGUAGGUCAUUGGAAGAGGGAAUGUCCAACUCGUGGUAGAGGCAGGGGAUACAACAGAGGGGGCACUGGCAGAGGAAGGUAUGCUCGAGGCAGAGGUGGAUACCCAUGGAACUCAGGGGGUCAACUUUCUAGGGGCAGAGGUGGCUACUCAGGAAACUCAGGGGACAGGGCGCAUAUGGUAGUUGAAGAGGACACUGGGACGUCACAGGGCAAGGGAGUUGAUGAGGCUGCCUAUGGAGACUUUGCUCACUGGGCCUCCACUGAUGAAGGAGCGACAGACGAGCCAGACGGUUGGGACUGGCACCAGGCGUAGGGGGCUCUGGUACAUGGACCAGGAGGUGCAACCGGACUUGGUGUGUGCUGCGACCAUGGAGGACAAGGAGAAGCAGGCGAUGAUCCAUCAUUGUAGAAUGGGUCAUGUAUCUUUUGAUAAGAUGAGUAGAAUCUUUCCGGAUGUUAUGUGUGGAAUAGGCAAGGGCAAGUUGACAUGUGAUGCUUGCGAAUAUGCAAAACACACACGAGCCUCAUAUGUGAGUAAGGGGCUUAGGAGCAUAUCUCCUUUUAUGCUCAUUCAUUCGGAUGUAUGGACUAGCCCAGUAGUGUCAAUGAAUGGAAAGAAGUAUUUUGUUA
This is a messenger RNA of Hordeum vulgare subsp. vulgare (domesticated barley), 2664 nucleotides long. RefSeq lists its product as uncharacterized. The transcript is spliced from 2 exons. Lineage: Eukaryota; Viridiplantae; Streptophyta; Magnoliopsida; Poales; Poaceae. The coding region runs from base 1217 to 2347 and encodes 376 amino acids. The record is from RefSeq and is a predicted model, not a curated record. Gene Ontology annotation, molecular function: zinc ion binding; nucleic acid binding.